GGUUGGAUUGGAUUGGAUUGGAUUGGAUUGGGGGCGCUGCUGCCGAGAAGCGACGAGGCUCGGCGGUUCGGGGUGAGGAGCCAAAGAUGAGCAAGCCCGUGACGACUUCCACUUAUGUGCGCUGCCUGAGCUAUGGGCUCAUGCGGCAGCUGGCAGACCUCAUCGAUCCGCAGGAAGGGUGGAAGAAGUUGGCAGUAGACAUAACCAACCCAUGCGGUGCAAGCAGAUACAACCAGAUGCACAUAAGGAGAUUUGAGGCAUUUGUACCAAUGGGAAAGAGCCCCACGUGUGAAUUACUCUAUGACUGGGGAACAACAAACUGUACUGUUGGUGAUCUUGUGGAUCUGCUGAUUAGGAAUCAGUUCCUAGCGCCAGCAAGCCUUUUGCUUCCAGAAGCUGUAAGGAUGACAGAAGAAGUUACAUUACCUCUUUCUUCACAGGAAACCUUACCUAUACAUGAGAAGCAACUGCCUGUACAAGAAAAAGAACUGGCAUCUACAAAACCUAUUUUAGUUCAAAGUACUGAGAAGCAAAAUUCAGCUCCUUCCUAUUUGAGUCAAGAAAAUAGCAGCUCACAGUCUAGUAACACAGAUUUCCGUAAUUUUCAGUUUCAUGAGUUGGAAAGUGUUACAAAUCAUUUUGAUGCACGACCAGAAUCCGCUGGAGGUAAUAAACUGGGAGAAGGUGGCUUUGGCGUUGUGUUCAAAGGCUACAUCAAUGGCAGAAAUGUGGCUGUCAAGAAGCUGAUUGCUAUGGUUGACGUUAGUGUGCAGGACUUGAAACAGCAAUUUGAUCAAGAAAUAAAAAUAAUGGCAAAGUGUCAGCAUGAGAAUCUGGUAGAAUUGGUUGGUUUCUCAAGUGAUGGUGCUCAGCCAUGUCUGGUGUAUGAAUACAUGCCCAACGGUUCAUUGCUUGACAGACUUGCUUGUUUGGACAACACUCCACCAAUUUCUUGGAAUACAAGAUGUAAAAUUGUUCAAGGUACAGCAAAUGGCAUCAACUAUUUGCAUGAAAAUAGCCAUAUUCACAGAGAUAUUAAAAGUGCAAAUAUCUUACUAACUGAUACGUAUGUGCCCAAAAUUUCUGACUUUGGACUUGCAAGAGCCUCUGUAACAUUCACACGAACAAUCUUGACUGAAAGAGUUGUUGGAACAGCAGCUUAUAUGGCUCCUGAAGCUCUGCGAGGAGAGGUAACACCUAAAUCUGAUAUCUUCAGUUUUGGAGUGGUCUUACUAGAAAUAAUAACAGGUCUUCCUCCAGUAGAUGAAAACCGGGAGCCACAGCUACUGUUAAGUAUCAAAGAUGACAUUGAGGAUGAGGAAGCAACUAUUGAGGAUUACGUUGAUGAAAAGAUGAACGACUGGGAUGCACUUUCAGUUCAUAAAAUAUAUUCAGUUGCUGAUCAAUGUCUGAAUGAGAAAAAAAACAGAAGGCCAGACAUUAAGACGGUCCUACAGCAUCUACAAGAGAUAAAAACUUGAUACAUGUUUUUUCUGAUAUACAAAUGGUUUUGAAAUGCAGUAGACACCAUUAGCAAAUAUUUUAUUAGCAUUUAGUGCAACAUUAUCAGCUUUUCUGCUUUGUGGAACUUUCUGGUUUGCAUAUAUGGUGUGCUCUUGGCCUGUCACCAUCGCUCUGUUAAUAGUAACUGAGCAGCCUUUUCACAUUUCCUUACCAGCUGAGCCCUCAACAUGAGAACUUAUUUUGUGUUAACAAAUUGCAGUACUGGUAUGUCUUCUCCACAGCUUUGUAAAUUUCCAUGUUAGAAUCUAUUUGAUUCUUUUGAUUUCCAGGUAUCAGUUAUGUCUACUGUAAAGACAUAUGGCACUAACAGGGUAGAGUGUUUUUACUGUACGUUGUCUUCUUGACCAGGUAUACGAGAACUUUUUCUACUUAAUAGAUACAAAUGACACUUUGUGUUGUCUUUUGGGGAAGAGAUGAUAGUAGUACUCAUUUAAAACAAACUUUAUUUAGCAUUCCAACUCGAGAGUUCAUAUUAGUUUGAAUGGACUGGUAGUGUUUGUGAAGUGUUUGUGAAUUUAAAGAUUUUUCAGAAAGACUUCUCAGGAUUAAUUUUAGUCAAAUAAAUGCCACAAGGCACAUUCUAGGUUGGUGUGGAGGUUUUUGUUUCAAAAAUAAUUAUCUUGCAACACAAAUGCAUAUGGCCUCUUCCGGUGAACUGUACAUGAUGACAAACCACUUAAGUUUUGUUUAAGUUCUGGAUUAUAAACACAGAUAGUAUAUUUUGUUAAAGGGGACAGAAUAAUAAUUCUAAGAUGAAUUCUACGUUUUCCUUAGUCAAAUAAUGAAGUUCUUUAGGAAAAAAAAAAAAGUAUGUGUCUGUAUAUUAAUAAAUAAAUAUUAAAAUGCAUUUUUAAAAAAGCAACAUGUAAAGCUUUCUAAAAUAGAUAUAUUGACAGAUCAAAGCAGCCUAAAUGGAAUGAAGGUGCCUAGUAUGAUUCCAGAUACUUUGGACUAAGUAGGUAUAAAAGUACUACUGUUGUAAAUAAAAGAGGUUAUUUUCAUAUAAACCUUUUCUGCAGCUCAUGAACUUUUUUUUGACAGCUUAAUGGUAGGGAAAUCAGGCUUACAGCUAAAUUUGAAAUUCCAAGAUUAUCAAAGAAUAAGGAAACUCUGAGAAAUAAUCUGCCUGCAUUCACAUAUAUAUGUAUAUAUAAUUGUAGAAAGUAUGUGAUUUCUAAGUCUUGUAUUUACGACAUUAGGUCUCUGGCUAUUAACUUGUUCUGUAUUGUCUUUUAAAACUGGUAGUUUAAUUUAGAAACAGAUAUCCACCUAAACAGUCUUCAGUUUUAUUGAGUGUAAACUCUAAAAAGCUGUUAACAAAUACUCUGCAUUACCAUUACAGAUUAUUAUUUCUGCUAUUAAAACUUUGAGCCUUGAAAACAAUAGUCAUUUUAUGUUGCUUGCAUUUCUCAUAAUAACAUUAUGCUAACCUCACUGCAUGGAGUAGAACUAUACAGCUCUCCACCUGGGCUUGUGGAGAAAAAAGCUGUUAUAAUCCUAAAUCGGAAUAAAAACUGCUUAAGUCAUUCUUCAGUUUUAAACAUCUCCUUCAGCUGUUCCAUGAAGGUUUCUUAUUAGCUCACGUCUGCUUUUUACUGUUCCUUGGAGCUAGAAUACAUCCUGAAGUGUGUUUGAUGUAGUAACUCACCAGCAGCGCUGUUCUACCUCUCUGGUGCAGUAGAACUAUUUGUGUUAUGGCUGUCUAAGUAUUAGAAAGUAUUCAUCUAAGUAUUAGAAGACUCUUCGCUGUAAGCACAUGCGUGUCUGUUCUGCCAUAGCAGACUGACUAUUUGCAGUGCUGCUGUUGGCCCCUUGGUCUUGGCAUUUCCCUCACUGAAAAUGCAGCAGGUUAGCUACCCUUUCAUAAAAGAAAAAAAAACCAACAGAACUCUUUAUUCGAUUGAGAUGUUAGGUAAUCGGGUAAAGCCAGCUGACUUCUGGGGGAACUUCAAAAAGCAAACCCAAACAUAGGGUGCAAGGAGGAGGAACUUCCUUUUUCCCCACCCCGGAUUUUUUUUUGAGGUCUUCAUACAGUAAAGUUAGCAGCUAUAGACCCUGACAAAUGGUAAGAGUAGCUGACUUCUAUUAUUUCAUAUAUUCCCUGCAAAAAUAUUAAUCUAUCCUAGAAUCCACACUGAUUUGUAUUCCUUAUUAUUGUAAAGUUUUCCAGGACACUGAUUGGCAACUUGAGUCAUUCAGAUUCUUUGUGAGUAAAGGGAUGAACUAGUUCCAUAGAACUGGAGGUGAGAGAAAAAUUGGUACAGUUCCUGCCUAAUGGAGAGCUCUGCAUGGGAGAUGUUCUUGGGAUAGUCAGGGCUGAGAUGACUGGCCUUCAUCCCCUCUCCUCAGGGAAGAUGCUGUGGAGGGCAGCUGAGGAUCACUAUUGUCAGCAAAAGAGCCAAUGUUUUGCAUGUUAAGGAACAAGGGAACUGUAACAUAAAGCAGUUUAGUCACCUCCAGAAGGAUGCAUAAAUGAAAAGUAGCAAAAGUGAUAUAUUGUAGAUCCAAACUAGAAGGAAACAGCAGGAUAAAAGCAAAUACUAAUGAGCCACAGAAAACUCUGCUAAGGAAACCUCUUAGAAAGAGCAGUAGUUCUCCCCUUGGCUUCAGCAGGAUGUAACAGAAUGGCUGAUGUGAAUCUGAAGAGAGGUGCCUGCAGAGCCCUCGAACCAGGACAUGAGCCGUUCGUGGUGGCUGCUGAGGGAAGGAUGCAGGAACAGGACAUCUCUAUGUGUGCACGUACUGCACUGGAAUAUGGUGGCUUUGCACAGCUUCCAGCUCCUUAAGUUUGGAAAGGAUGCAAGGUCUUCUGUUAGUUACUGAUUGGAUCAGUUUGUUCAGUUGCCUUUGAGCCAACGUACCUUUUAACAGGCACAGUACUUCAUAUUAUCAAAACAAAGACUUCCCUUAUCUUUGUAUGUGGGCUGCCCAGCUGAGACUUGACACCCACUGACCAAAACGCAAAAAAAACUACUUCUGAUAUUCAUGGUCACACGAGGACGUGGCCCAUUCCCUCCUCUUACCUUGCUUCUGCUUCUCUUACAGGAAUAGCUUUCUUCCUAUAGAGCAUUUUGCAUUAAAAUUAUUCUAUUGAAUCCUAGCCCAACACAUCUUCAAAUUUCCUUCUUUCAACUGCAAAAUUCCUGUAUCGCUGAUUUUCCCAUGGGGAUUCUUGGCAGGACAGUUAAAAGAACAGCCAAGCCACUUAAUGUUCUUUUCAGCUUGAAUUUUGCAGGAAACUUCUUCCACUUCAGAGAAAAAAAAAAGCAUUAAUGAACAAUAUCAUCUGAGUUGUUCUUACUACCUCAUGCUAAGCAAGUAACAACAGACUGAACUGUUAAGUCACUGAUCAACUACUUCAUCAUUUUAAAAGGACAGAACUUUUUGAGGUGCCUUAUUAUUGAAAAUGUAAAAACCUCAAGCAUGAA
Messenger RNA from Cuculus canorus (common cuckoo), 4952 nucleotides. It is a transcript of the gene IRAK4, whose product is annotated as interleukin 1 receptor associated kinase 4. The transcript is spliced from 12 exons. Bases 87 to 1481 code for a protein of 464 amino acids. Gene Ontology annotation, molecular function: protein serine/threonine kinase activity; magnesium ion binding; ATP binding. Gene Ontology annotation, biological process: signal transduction; protein phosphorylation. Lineage: Eukaryota; Metazoa; Chordata; Aves; Cuculiformes; Cuculidae. The record is from RefSeq and is a predicted model, not a curated record.